Molecule: messenger RNA, 750 nt
Organism: Protopolystoma xenopodis
Lineage: Eukaryota; Metazoa; Platyhelminthes; Monogenea; Polystomatidea; Polystomatidae
Source: the annotation of a GenBank genome assembly
AUGCCGGACCUUGAGAUCCCGAAUAUGGUCUAUCCGAAAUAUGUGUCGACUGUCCUCCCGGACAGCGACUCGCCAUCGGCUGCUGUCGGUUUGCCUCCGCCAACGCUGUCGUCUGCCAUUUCUACUCUAGGCCCAGAUGAUCUUGCCGACGCUGCGGCUUCCGGACUGACUCUGCCCACGGAAGUCUGUGGUCCAGAGACAAUAGGCUCCACUUCAACUUUCGCCGCUGGGCUACAUCAACUACGCGUGGGUCUUCUCACCGGUACCGAUGACCACGAGGAUCAUCUCACCUCGCUCAACUCAUUGUCUCGCCCAGGCGCCACGGCCUGUCCACCCAAACCGGCAGAUAUCGCUUCGUCGUCGUCGUCGUCUUCUUCAUCCUCUUUAUGCGUUCAUCACAACGCCGACUUUCACUACUCAGACGCUGUUGCCAUGGCAGGCGAAAGACAGAGUGUACCGGAUAUGCACGCCGCCUCUAUACCUGGAAGAGCAGAGUUUCGCAUCAACAACACCAUCGUUGCCAACUCAAUGAGCACGCCACAGAAUCCCGCUUUUUCCCCUUCUAACCCUUCUUCUAAUUCGACCGGAAAUUGGUUUUCACAACCUGUAGCUGCCCUAUGCUCCGUGCUGGAUGGCAGCGGCGGCGGUGCCGGCGCUGGUGGAGGUGUCUACAGUAGCGCAAGUGCCGGUAGAGGAUCGGCAAACGUCAACGAGGUACCGGCCGGCCUCACGGCCUCUCUACUCUUCCAA